Mesocricetus auratus (golden hamster) is the source of this 945-nucleotide messenger RNA. RefSeq names its product MPV17 mitochondrial inner membrane protein like 2 (gene Mpv17l2). The transcript is spliced from 5 exons. Gene Ontology annotation, biological process: mitochondrial ribosome assembly. Gene Ontology annotation, cellular component: cytoplasm; membrane. The coding region runs from base 34 to 636 and encodes 200 amino acids. NCBI's taxonomy places the organism in Eukaryota, Metazoa, Chordata, Mammalia, Rodentia, Cricetidae. The record is from RefSeq and is a predicted model, not a curated record.
GGGCGGGGCCGGGGCUCUGUCGUGUGAGCGUCCAUGGCUCCCGGCGGCUGGCGCUGGGCUCGGAAGGCGCUGGCCGCGGGUCGGCCGCUGUUCCAGGGCCGCGCGCUGCUCGUCACCAACACGCUGGGCUGCGGCAUGCUCAUGGCCGCGGGCGACGGCGCGCGGCAGGCCUGGGAGGUGCGCGCGCGGCCGGGACAGAGGUUCAGCGCGCGGCGCUCAGCCAGCAUGUUCGCGGUGGGGUGCAGCAUGGGCCCCUUCCUGCAUUUCUGGUACCUGUGGCUGGACCGCCUCCUGCCCGCCUCGGGGCUCCGCAGCCUUCCGAGCGUGGUGAAGAAGGUCCUGGUGGACCAGCUGGUGGCCUCGCCCGUCCUGGGCGCCUGGUACUUCCUGGGCCUUGGCAGUCUGGAAGGCCAGACGCUGGAGGAGAGCUGCCAGGAGCUGCGGGCCAAAUUCUGGGACUUCUACAAGGCUGACUGGUGCGUCUGGCCUGCCGCUCAACUGGUGAACUUCCUCUUCAUCCCGUCGCAAUUCCGAGUCACCUACAUCAACGGGCUGACCCUGGGCUGGGACACCUAUCUGUCCUACCUGAAGUACUGGGCCCCUGAACCGCUGCCCACUCCGGGCUGCGUGAACUGAGCUUCCAGUGCUGCGCGUGAGUCGGCCGAUGGGCGCAUUCCCACAGGAGGUUCUGGAACAGGCUGACAGACUGGACCAGCCAUCGCUUCGGAGUCCACCAUGGAGACAGGGCCCCGUGUGAAACUGCCUCCAGCGCCGCUGCCACCGCCAGGCUUUUCAAUCGGACCAAGAAGUCCUGUGAGCCUGCAAGUGUCGGCUCUGAGGGUCCCUGGAUCCCAGGUGACAAAGGCAAGGACAUGCCCCAUGGAGUGGGGUCAUUUGAAGUUGGGCGGCCAUGUGGAAAUUUCAUUAAAUGUCUUUAAAUUUCUA